AGCCAAGACGACGACCCGCAGAUAAGGAAUGGCACACAAUGGACUAGUCGGCGAGAUGGAACAAACCUGGCAAACGAGUUUUAUCCAUUCAAGUAAGGAGCAUCGUUUAUAUUUUCCAAACACUUUCAGAGUUUUUCGUCAAUCAUCAUGAAGUAUUCGCUUGUGCUUUGUAUCUUCUCCGUUUUCUUCGUCAACUACGUCCAUGGUGACUGUCCCGAGGACUGCACGAGUAAAUUCACGCAGGACAUGGCGACCUUAACUACUCCAGCACAGGCGUGUGUACUCGCAGAGACCUACUUAGCUUGUCUUGAGACAACUUGUAAACUGGAUGUGACCCCCUACCUGCCCGCCUUUCAGGAAACAAUGACACGCACUGGUGUUACUUGCCAUCUCACAAUCCCUGGUACCAGCUCACCGUAACACUCAGGCUCAGGCUCAGUUAUUUUCUUUUGGCAGUUUCUUUAGAGCACUUGGCGGUAGCUGUUUGAAUUUUAAUCAUGAGACCUUCUCCACCUUAUCUCUCUCUGCUGAGACCUAGAUUGUGACUGGAGUAAACAUAUGAUGACCUGUACACAAACUACUUAUCUACAAUAAAAUAAAUAUCUACAACUUUUA
Messenger RNA from Pomacea canaliculata, 615 nucleotides. RefSeq lists its product as uncharacterized. NCBI's taxonomy places the organism in Eukaryota, Metazoa, Mollusca, Gastropoda, Architaenioglossa, Ampullariidae. Bases 148 to 420 code for a protein of 90 amino acids. The record is from RefSeq and is a predicted model, not a curated record. The transcript is spliced from 4 exons.